Molecule: messenger RNA, 1265 nt
Organism: Vitis riparia (riverbank grape)
Lineage: Eukaryota; Viridiplantae; Streptophyta; Magnoliopsida; Vitales; Vitaceae
Product: vesicle-associated membrane protein 724
Exons: 5
Coding region: 215-880 (221 amino acids)
Biological process (GO): vesicle-mediated transport
Cellular component (GO): membrane
Source: RefSeq, a predicted model, not a curated record
GUUUCUACACUCAUCUUCGCUCCACCUUGCUUGCUCUGUGCUGUAAAAGAAGCCAAAACGACGACGUUUUUCUAAAUGCUUUCUUCUCCGCAAAGAAACAAACGAAACGGAGCACGGGGGAAUGGUGAGGUAGAAGCAGGACGAAGAAGGUGGAGGUCACUCGGCUGUCCGAUCGAGUCUCUGUAGCUUCCGAGUUGACUGAGUGAGAGACAAGAUGAGUCAGGAAUCGUUUAUAUACAGCUUCGUGGCGAGAGGAACGAUGGUAUUGGCGGAGUACACCGAGUUCACUGGCAACUUUCCCGCAAUUGCGACUCAGUGCCUCCAGAGGCUGCCGUCCGCUAACAACAAAUUCACCUACAACUGCGAUCACCACACCUUCAAUUUCCUCGUUGAGGACGGCUAUGCUUAUUGUGUUGUUGCCAAAGAAUCUGUUGGAAAGCAGGUGUCCAUUGCAUUUUUGGAACGUAUGAAAGCAGACUUUAAGAAAAGAUAUGGAGGAGGUAAAGCAGACACGGCAACUGCCAAAAGUCUCAACAAGGAUUUUGGACCAAUUAUGAAAGAGCACAUGCAGUAUAUCAUUGACCAUGCUGAAGAGAUAGAAAAACUGUUAAAAGUGAAGGCUCAAGUUUCUGAAGUUAAAAGUAUUAUGUUGGAGAAUAUUGACAAGACUCUUGAGAGAGGUGAGAACCUAACAAUUCUUGCUGACAAGACUGAAGAUCUGCGUUCACAGGCCCAGCAGUUCAAGAAACAAGGGUCACAAGUCCGACGGAAGAUGUGGUUUCAAAACAUGAAAAUAAAGUUGGUUGUUCUUGGAAUCUUAUUGAUCCUUGCCCUGGUAAUCUGGGUUUCUAUUUGCCAUGGAUUUAAUUGCUCCAACUAGUGAUUCUCCAGCACACAAUUAGACAGACCAGUCAAGAUUCAACAAAGUGUAAGAGUUUCAAUUUUCAAAGAUUUGAGUAGAGCAGAGGAUUGUUACCUCAUCAGAAGGGUUUGCGAUUUUGGGGAGUCAUUGAAACUUCAUGAGAAACAGGGGGAGAAAGGAAGAGAGCUUUUCAGGUGUAGUGAAAGUGAUAUCUUGUUCUUGUGCUUAAAUUUUACAACAGAAAUAAACAGUAUCCUUGUGCAAUGUUCAAUAAUAAUCCUCCAGAUGUUCAAAAAACUCGUCGGACCAACUCCCAAGUACAUCUCUUCUAGAGGGACCAAGUUCCCUGGAUCUGCUCAUAUGAUACUCCAUUAUUAACUGAAUUUCUCUGAGUGAUCAUCAA